Molecule: messenger RNA, 2407 nt
Organism: Pristis pectinata (smalltooth sawfish)
Lineage: Eukaryota; Metazoa; Chordata; Chondrichthyes; Rhinopristiformes; Pristidae
Gene: eaf1
Product: ELL associated factor 1
Biological process (GO): positive regulation of DNA-templated transcription; regulation of transcription elongation by RNA polymerase II
Cellular component (GO): super elongation complex
Molecular function (GO): transcription elongation factor activity
Source: RefSeq, a predicted model, not a curated record
GCGCGCCCCGCCAGCUGGACAUGUUUACACUCGGAGCCUAACGGCUGCCGCCGCCAGCUCGGCCCGUUACCGGCGGCUGUUGUUUUAAAUGCUUCCCCUCCUCCUCUAAACAGCGGCCGGGUGGUUGAUGGUUGAACAAGUUCGGCGAUGAACGGCACCGCACAGCCGGCGCUGGGCAAGGAAGAACAUGUGCUGAAAUUGGGCGAGAGCUUCGAGAAACGGCCCAAGAGCUCGUUCCACACCAUCCGCUAUGAUUUUAAACCAGCAUCCAUUGACACCUCUUGUGAAGGUGAGCUGCAAGUUGGAAAAGGUGACCAAGUCACCAUAACUUUGCCACACAUCCCAGGCUCCACUCCUCCAAUGACUGUGUUCAAAGGUAAUAAAAGGCCAUAUCAGAAGGAUUGGGUACUUAUCAUUAACCAUGAUACUGGAGAGUUCGUGCGAAAGCUCAGUAGCAGUAUACAGGUGAAGAAGACUAGAGCUGAAGGGAGCAGUAAAAUCCAGGCUCAAUUGGAAUCACAGGCAGUGAGAAGAUCUCAGCCGCCUUCGCAGUUUAGAGCCCCAAAUAAGCCAUCUACUGGGCCAAAAACAUCUCCCUCAAAGGACAAUCCAUCACCUGAACCACAACUUGAUGACAUAAAAAGAGAACUGAGAGCUGAAGUUGAUAUAAUUGAACAGAUGAGUAGCAGCAGUAGUUCCUCAGAAUCUGGAAGCUCAUCUGGCAGUGAUGACAGCUCCAGUAGUGAUGUGGAAAAUGAAGCUCACCCAUCUACACUGCCACAGCUGCAAACACAUCAACAAUCCCAAUCCCAUCAGCAACAGCAGCCACAGAACUACAGUAACAGAAUUGCUGCUACAAAUGGCACCAGCAGACCAGGAAGCAAUCAGCUUAUGACCACACUGAGAAAUGACUUGCAAUUGAGUGAAUCUGGGAGUGACAGUGAUGAUUAAAGUCUGAGGAAAAUGGACAACCUACCUCCAUAAUGAUCCAACAGGAGAAGUUUGCUGAUGCAUUAGCUAGAUUAGAGAUUUUGUGUAAAACAUUUGUGUGUGUGUGUGUGUGUCCUUACUGCAGUUUUAAUAUCAAACAUGGGGUGAUGAAUGCAGUAUGUUUUCAAUGUAUUUAAUUGCUUUUUAAAAGUUAGAGACAUUAAUUUUACUUGUAUAUUUUGUCACAUUCUAAUUCAUUUUCUGAAGGCUUGUUGAUCUUUUAAAUGAACUAAAUGGUAAACUUGCAUAUUCAAAACCACCAAAUAGAAAUAGACUUUGAUGCUCAAUCAUGCAGAAGACCAAUGUUUACCUUGCAUAUUAAAGCUAAUUAUACAAUAAGUUUAUAUAUCAAAACAGAUGGUGCACAGUGUAGAAAUCCUUUGGCAGAGCCGAUUUCCACAAAUACCAAGAUGACUGUGAGGUUACAGGCAUUAAGCUGGGUGGUUUAUGGUGUUUAAUGGUGGGAACCAAUAAUGGAUGCAAACCUGAAUUUAAGAACCACAGAUGUGCAUUGACAACUGGAGAAAUUACCAGCAACAUUUUCCUAAAUCUUUGAAUUUUGCUGGUGAAACAAGUUGCUAGACUAGGCUUUAAUUUCCAAAAAACACGACAUUUUGUGGCAUAAAAAUCAUGUGUUUGUAAUACAUCUUGAGCAGCAUAACUAUCUUUUUUAAUAGAAGAAUUUGUGUGAAACUGGAUAUUCUGACUGAUCUUCCAUACUGCAGUUUUAGCAUUUCUUUACACAAGUGGCAUUUGUCGCUAUUUGACCUGUUCAGUUGGAAAAUGUUUUAAUCGGUGAUGAUUUUAAAAAAAUAAUUUAAUCCAUGAUGCUUUUCAAUUUUGUAUCUAUGAAACAGGGGGAAAAAAAAGCAUUACUACUUAAGCCUGAUGCUGUCUGUUAUCCUCCUGUUCACAAAUGCUAUAUGUCAUUACUGGCCAGAGUGAGUGGGCUGGUGAUCUGCUCCCAGACCUCCAUCACCUAACUCAGCAGUUUAAUUGCUGCAUCUAUUUUUCCAAAAUUUGUCAGCGUUCUUCCUAGUAACACAAGUUAAAGACCUCAUCAUCUGUGGUUAUUGAUUUGUGUCUGCAUGUGCCUGUGAAGGAUCAUUCAAAAUUUCCACUUGAAACAAAUUUGGUACCAAUCUGCCAUUGUAUCAAUCUUAAUUGGUCUUCAAAUUCUGACAGUUAAAUCCUUUGAAUAAAAAAGAUUUCUAUAUCAAAGUGAAGCAUCCAAGAUUUUAGUAAAUUUAGAAAAUUACUAUUUAAUAUGUUCUAACAAGAUUAAUGUGUAGGACUGUAAACAGAUACUGAAUGCUUCAGUUGGCCAAACCAUGAAGCUGUGAAUUAAAUAUGAAAUGGCAGUAGAUGCAUUAAGAAUUUGUUAUAUCCUGUUAAAUAAUAAAUGGAGAAAUAGUGA